Molecule: messenger RNA, 1767 nt
Organism: Aspergillus aculeatus ATCC 16872
Lineage: Eukaryota; Fungi; Ascomycota; Eurotiomycetes; Eurotiales; Aspergillaceae
Product: putative ceramide glucosyltransferase
Exons: 2
Coding region: 1-1767 (588 amino acids)
Biological process (GO): glucosylceramide biosynthetic process
Cellular component (GO): membrane
Molecular function (GO): ceramide glucosyltransferase activity
Source: RefSeq, a predicted model, not a curated record
AUGUUGACGCUUCACCUGCGUUCGCUUGCCUCCGAGCUUGGACUGGCCACUGGCCAUGGCGACAUCCAAUGGCCAGUCGUCGCGGGCUGGGUCGGUUUGGUCUGGUAUACGACCGUGACGCUGGUCUGCUCGCUGGGCACUUAUCAGAUAUGGAAACACUGCCUCCAAAGACCCCGGAAAUCCACCACGUCCUCCUCCGCCCACCCCAAUGACACCCCACAUAUCACCGCAAUCCGGCCAGUCAAGGGCCUCGAGCCUCACCUCUACGAAUGUCUAGCCUCGACCUUCCGCCAGGACUAUCCGCGCGACAAGCUGACCGUCUACUUCUGCAUCUCCACGAAGACCGACCCCGCCUACCCGACCCUCCAGAAACUGGUGUCAGAUUUCCCGCACGCCGACGCGCGGAUCUUCGUCGAGGACGACGAUCCGCUCCUUCAUUUCGAGGACGGUGGUGGUCAUGCUGCUGCUCCCCCGGCUUACGAGCUGGGUCCGAACCCGAAGAUCCGGAAUAUGAGUCGGGCGUACCGGGAAGCCAAGGGCGAUAUCGUUUGGAUUAUCGAUUGCAAUGUCUGGGUGGGGAAGGGGGUGUGUGGGCGGAUGGUGGAUAAAUUGUGCGGGACAGCAGGCGGCAAACGGUAUAAGUUCGUUCAUCACUUACCUGUCGCGGUGGAUGUGACGGGGGAGGAAGGUCUAAAGACGAGGAGAGGGGAGCAAGAGGCGUUGCUUGAGUCCUACACCAACGGCGGGGAUGAUGGUGAUGAUGAUGCUGCUGCUGCUGGUGCCGCCGCCCCCGCCGGGCCCCUAACGACCGGGGGUGGCCGGCUGGAGGAGCUGUUCCUGUCAUCGUCGCAUGCGAAGAUGUACACCGCCAUCAACACCGUGCUCAUCGCCCCCUGCAUCGUGGGCAAGUCCAACAUGUUCCGCCGCUCGCAUCUGGACUACCUGACCGCGGCGGCACCGUCGGCACCGUCGACGACGGCCGCGGCCGCGGAUCGCCGCCGCCGCGACCCGGGCAUCGACUAUUUCUCCGACAACAUCUGCGAGGAUCACCUGAUCGGGGACCUACUGUGGAAGAGUCCGGUGCGCGAGGAGAAGGAGCUGGGCCAGCGGUGGGGCAAGCACGCAAUGGUGUUCGGGGACCUGGCCUUCCAGCCCGUGGCCCACAUGAGCGUGCAGUCGUACGUAGCCCGCCGGGUGCGGUGGCUCCGGGUGCGCAAGUUCACCGUGCUGCUGGCGACGCUGGUCGAGCCCGGGACGGAGUCGAUCCUGUGCUCGUGCUACGGCGCGUGGGGGGUCACGACAGCGCUGGCGCAGUUCCUGGGAAGGAAGGGGUACGCCGCGGCCGAGGCGGCGCUGUCCACCUGGCCCGCUUUCUGGGCGUGCUUCGCGCUGAGCAUGCUCGGGUGGAUCCUCACGGACUGGCUCGUCUACAUCAUGCUGCACUCGGGUCGCACCGUCGAGCUCGACGAGGAUACCCCGUCCUUCGUGCGACCGCCCGCUCAGGGCACCGUCACCCGUCGUCCGUUCCUGCAUUGGUUGGCCGCUUGGCUGGGGCGCGAGGUGCUGGCUUUGCCGAUCUGGGUCUGGGCUUUCUACGGAGGGGUCACCGUGACCUGGCGGGACCGUCGAUUCCGGGUCGGCCUUGACAUGCGGGUGCGCGAGAUUGUUGAUGGCGAUGCGACGACGAGCACGAUACCGGGUCUCUCGUCGUUACGAUCCAGCCCGUCGGGUGCGUCGCAGGAUCGAAACAAGACACGACGAGAUUAG